Molecule: messenger RNA, 4231 nt
Organism: Myotis davidii
Lineage: Eukaryota; Metazoa; Chordata; Mammalia; Chiroptera; Vespertilionidae
Gene: ZNF654
Product: zinc finger protein 654
Exons: 4
Coding region: 236-2608 (790 amino acids)
Biological process (GO): regulation of transcription by RNA polymerase II
Cellular component (GO): nucleus
Molecular function (GO): DNA-binding transcription factor activity, RNA polymerase II-specific; DNA binding
Source: RefSeq, a predicted model, not a curated record
CUGUUUUCAGGCAAUCAGGGUUUCUUUGUUUCUCAGCCUACCUUUAGUUGUAUUUACACAAGAGUCAAUUUCUGAUACAACCCCUGGUUGGCAGUGUUUCUGUAUUGAUAUCUGGGAGUUGAUUUUCAUAUGGAGUAAACUUCAGCUUAAGUCUAAUCCUUCAAAACAAGUUUUUGUAGAUCAAUGCUACCAGCUUUUAAGAACAGCAACUAAUGUGAGAGUCAUAUUUCCUUUCAUGAAAAUCAUUAAAGAUGAGGUUGAAGAAGAAGGCUUACAAAUUUGUGUUGAAAUAUGUGGUUGUGCUCUACAACUAGACCUUCAUGAUGAUCCCAAAACUAAGUGUCUAAUUUAUAAAACAAUUGCACAUUUCUUGCCAAAUGAUUUGGAGAUCCUCAGGAUUUGUGCACUCUCAAUAUUUUUUCUUGAGCGCUCCUUGGAAGCUUAUCACACUGUUGAAGAGCUUUACAAAUGUCCAGAUGAAGAAUAUAAUGAAGGCACCAGUAGUGUUCAAAAUCGUGUUCGUUUUGAAUUACUUCCAAUUUUGAAAAAGGGAUUGUUUUUUGAUCCUGAAUUCUGGAACUUUGUAAUGAUUAAGAAAAACUGUGUAGCAUUACUGAGUGAUAAAUCAGCAAUCAAAUUUCUAAAUGAAAAUACACUGGAAAAUUCUAUAGGUAAUCUAAAAAAGACAUUGGAACAGAAAUGUUUAGAUGAAGGUGUUGACUCUUUUACAGAUCAAAGCACUGGAGAGCUUGAUCCUGAUGAUAUAUCUGGAGUACAACCUAAAGGCCAUGUUAACACAAAGAAAAACCUUACUGCUCUUAACACUUCUAAAGUAGACCACAGUGUCCCAAGGCAUCGAUGUAUGUUAUGUAAUAAGGAAUUUCUAGGUGGUCACAUUGUAAGGCAUGCCCAGGCUCAUCAGAAAAAGGGCAGUUUUUCCUGUGUUAUAUGUGGUAGGAAAUUUAGAAACAGAGGACUUAUGCAGAAGCAUUUAAAAAAUCAUGUUAAAAAAAUACAAAGACAUCAAAUUACUGUAGCUCAACAGGAGGAUCAGGAAACUCCUGCUUUGGAAGAAAUAAACUUUUCCAAUUCUUCAAUUUCAUUUGAAAACGGAGAUUUCAAUAAUAAAGAUUUGGAAAUACCGACUAGUAAUACUUCCAAUGAUGGAAACGAAGCAGUCAUCCCUGAGCAUGUGGCUGAAUUCACUGAAAUUCCCGUAAGUGUAUCAGAAGAUGUCAUUGAAAACAUUGAAAAUGGCAGUCCUGACACUUAUAUAAAUAAUGUAUUGGAACCUUUAAUUGUAUGUGAGGAUGAUUACGAGGAGGAAGAGGAUGAAGAAGGUGAUUAUGAAGAAGAUGAUUAUGACCUGAAUCAAGAAACUCCAGCACUUCAUAAAAUUAAUGGAACUUUGUGCCAUCCAAAAGACAUAUAUGAUAUAGAUCAAAAAGGAAACUUUAAGUGCCCUGCUCUUGGUUGUGUUAGGAUAUUUAAAAGAAUUGGAUUUCUCAAUAAACAUGCAAGGACUGCACAUCCAACUGACUUAAAUGUGCGACAAACGGUAAUGAAGUGGAGCAAAGGAAAAUGCAAAUUUUGUCAAAGGCAGUUUGAAGAUUCUCAGCAUUUUAUAGAUCACCUUAAUAGACACAGCUAUCCAAAUGUGUACUUUUGUUUGCAUUUUAACUGCAAUGAAUCGUUUAAGCUGCCAUUCCAGCUUGCUCAGCACACAAAAAGUCACAGAAUAUUUCAGGCCCAGUGUAGUUUUCCAGAAUGCCAUGAGCUUUUUGAAGAUCUUCCUCUGUUAUAUGAACAUGAAGCUCAGCACUAUUUAAGUAAAACACCAGAAUCAUCUGCACAACCAAGAGAAGCAGUUGCUUGGGAUGUUCUUACAGACUCAAAUAAUAGUUAUCAGGAAAAAGACUCAUCUAGUAAUGAGAAACAAGCUAUUAGCCUGCCAGUUUGUACUAGCAAAUCAAGGAAAGAUUCUACAGAACCAAAGACAUGUAUAGACAGUAUGGAAAAGAAGACAGACAGUUUAGUUCAGAAUGGAAAUGAACAUUCUGAUGACACUGUUUCUGAUAUAAGCUUGACAGACCAAAAGAUGCCUGACCUAGAGCCAAAUUCUGAAAAUAAUUGUAGUAUUAUUGAUUUAGUCAAUGGACACGGUGGAAUAGAACAGACAUCUUUAGUUUCAUCAGGUUCUGCUAUGAAAAUUGAUACAAAUAGAAUCAGAACAGAAAAUGGCUCCAUUUUACCCAAUGUUGUAUCACAAGAACACAGUACCCUGCCAGUAUCUCAGGCACCAUCCAAACCAAAUCUGAUGAGUGAACAUACUUCAUAUGGCUUAAUUUUAUCAAAGCCAUAUGUCAGACCAUUGCCUCCCAGUUACCUUGAUGAACGGUACCUUAGUAUGCCAAAACGCAGAAAAUUUCUGACUGAUAGAAUAGAUGCCUGUUCUGAUCAAGAUAACAUUUGUAAAAAAUCAGUGAAAAGAUUAAGAUGUGGCAAAUGCCUGACCACCUACUGUAAUGCAGAAGCACUUGAGGCUCACCGUGCACAAAAGAAAUGUCAGGCACUCUUUGGAUUUGAUUCAGAUGAUGAAAGUGCCUGAUAAAAAUGUAUCAGAAAGAUCUGUCGAUCAAGCAGUAGUGUGAAAAAAGCACUACAAGAAAAUGCAUCAUCCGUUUGCUAUUUCCCUGACGGCCUUAAUUUUAGAGUGGUCUAGGAUUAGUUAAAGACAAAGCACAUUGUCUAGAAUGAACUCACAGAGAUGUGCUAGUUCAGAUUCCAAAAGGGUUAUUACAAAACUCCCAAAGUACCAGUUAUCCAGAAAACCACAUUUUAAAAAAAAGUUCAUGAGAUUAAUAGCAGCACGUUCAGUUUCGCUUAAGUGAGAAACUUGUUCAGGCAACUAGUCAGAAAGAGAAACCAGCUAUGGCCUUACAGAAAGGGAGUUAAUCCAUUUGAAAAGGGGGAGGGAUUGGUUUACAAUAAACAACUUAAAGUAUUCUACAAAUGGGAUGGUUGACUUAUCAUGUAUAAUCAGAUUUUGACCUCCCUUCUGAUCAAACAUGGCUUAAGGAAUCACUACUAGGUUUAUUAUAAUUUAGAAACUGAUACAUGAAAAUAAAACUUGAUUUAUCACUGUUCUAUCCAUAAAAGAUUGUAACUUGUUCCAGAUGAUUGAAUAGACAGGUCAAAGUUCAAUGUAUGGCAUGCCAGUAUUUAAAACUAAAAAACCAAAAGACAAAACAGUGCUUUGCUGGAACCUUCCACUUUCCAUUUUUGUGAUACCAAUGAAUUAUAAAGGCAGCAGUGUCAAUUAAAUAGAAGAAGUACCAUUGGUAACUUUGGGGAUAGAUGGGAAGAAUUUUAAGACCAUUAAAGGCUAUCUAGUUGGUGGAAAACACUGAUUGCAAAUUCCUCAAUGUGAAUAAUGGUAUAAGCACACUGGGAUAUUUCUAUUUGUAUAUAGAGUAGUGUUGGGACAUUGCUUGAUGAUUCAUAGUAAGGUCCUUUAGACAUUAAUGUGAGUUAUCUAAGUACAGUCCUAUAAAAACUGGCUGUAAAAAAUAUGUAAGCUAAGAAUCAGGUCAAGAACACUUUGGUUUUAUUCAUUUAGAAUAGUUAGUUAUAAAAUAAGCCAUACUACUCAUGCUUUCUUAUUUAUUAGUGAUAGAUUUGGUCUGAUUGAUGAUUUUUAUAUAUAUAUGAAAGGAAAUAUUUACAUAAAAAUUUGCACAGCAAGAACACAGUAAGAUAUAUUGAUGCAUUUAUUUUCCUUGAUGACCAGUAAUUUUCCUAAGGAAGAUUUUAACUUAAUAAAUUAAUACAAAAAAAAUGUUUUUAAAAAUACCCUCUCAGAUGUGUUCUACUUGUACAUUCUCUAAAAGAGGAAAACUAAAGACCUUUACCUAAUAAUGUGUUAAUCUAUAGCAGGGAUAAAAUGAAAAAUGCAAAGGCAAAUUCUUCAAAAACUGGGCUAGUAAUGUACCAAUGUCAACCAAAUAAAUAUUCCAGUAUUCCAACUGACACAUUUUUGUUCAAAGCAGAUAAUCUGAUCAGAGCCUACUAUAUCCAUAUAUUUUGAAUGUUAAACUUUGGCAUAUUAACGUUUCUUGAAUGAAGUUACCAAGCAAGUGGGACACUUCUUCCAGGGCAUCAUCUAGACCAGUGAUGGCGAACCUAUGACACACGUGUCAGAACUCAUUGUUUUGGUUGAUUUUUCUUUGUU